AUGUCGCUCGUUCCACCCGGAGGCACGGACUCCCCAAGUCCACGUCGCGCCGUCAGCCCCUUGUUGGAGUCCCGAAGACCGCACUGUACUCUUGCGUGUGACUACUGUGCAGCUAUACUAGAAGAUAAGUUCAGGCGUAAUGCAGAUAUGCGCAACAGAGGCACUUCACCACUGUCAGUGUCACCAAGACAGUCGCUAACAGGCGAACCACCCUGGACUCUACCAGAUGACGACCGCCCCGAUUUCUCCGCGCUUAAAGAAAACAUUCAUAGGAUCAAUAAGGACUGCGAAACCUCGACACGACUGGAUACUUUGUUGACACAAGUUGAACAAUAUGCAAACAAUUUAGAGACACUAGUGGAAGAAAGAACAUCAGAUUAUUUAGAAGAAAAGAGGAAAUGUGAGGAGCUACUUUACCAGUUACUACCCAAGUCAGUUGCGUCACAGCUAAUAAUGGGUCAACCAGUAAUGGCGGAGACGUAUGAUCAAGUGACAAUAUACUUCAGCGACAUCAUUGGCUUCACACAAUUAUCGGCGGAGUCAACGCCACUUGAAGUUGUGGACCUACUUAACGAUCUAUACACCAGCUUCGAUUCCAUCAUUGAGAACUUUGACGUCUAUAAAGUAGAAACAAUUGGCGAUGCCUACAUGGUAGUUUCCGGUCUGCCUAUGCGCAAUGGCAACAGACAUGCAGCAGAAAUCGCAAGAAUGUCUUUAGCACUCCUGAAUGCAGUCAGGGUAAAAACCGUACCACAUCGACCUGGCGAAAGAUUGCUUUUGAGGAUUGGAAUGCAUACAGGACCUUGUGUUGCCGGCGUUGUGGGUUUAAAAAUGCCAAGAUACUGCCUUUUUGGAGACACAGUAAAUACUGCCUCAAGAAUGGAAUCUCACGGUGAAGCACUUAAAAUCCACGUCAGCCCAAAAACUAAAGAGGUUUUAGACUUAUAUGAUUGCUUUGAUUUGGAAUGCCGAGGAGAAAUCACGAUGAAGGGUAAAGGGAAAAUGACAACAUAUUGGUUGCGAGGCGAGAAGCAUCAAAAUGAAACACAAUACGAGCAGACUAACAAUGGAGACAAUCCCAUUAUAAAUCCGAGUAUAACCUUUCAAGCGCCCGACAGUCCCGCGUCCCAUUCCCAACAUAGUAACAGCCCCAAACGGAACGGUACAAAGGAAACAAAGGAUCGCGCUAAAACUGUUGAAAUUUUGAAUGAAAGAAAUCGCAUUAAGCACGAAAUAGCUUCAUUUGUUGCUAAAGAUCUUAUCAACAACAUAGAUACUGCCGUACGUGAAAUAAAGCUGUCCCAAAGCGCAACUUUUAACACGCCUACAAAUAAAAUGUGUAAUGGAAAUGGAAAAGAGAUGAUAACACCGACGUAUGAUAAGGAACUCGUAAUCAAUAAAGGAAAGGUGAGAGAUGUUGUGAACAGGUUUAAUAGCACAUCGACUGGAAAUAUUUCGAAAACAAAGGAAGAUAAAUAG
Molecule: messenger RNA, 1479 nt
Organism: Pieris macdunnoughi
Lineage: Eukaryota; Metazoa; Arthropoda; Insecta; Lepidoptera; Pieridae
Source: the annotation of a GenBank genome assembly